UCAGCCGGAACCGGAAACAGUUUCCUUUGGAGUAGUUUCAUCUAACCCAACGCGAUUUUCAGCGGAGAUUGUAAUUAAGUUUUUAUACAUAUUUAUUUGUUAUGAACUUUAUUUAGUCGAUUUACGGAUAACAACUUUUGGUUAAGUUUCAUAAUGGAGAAAGAGAGACGUCAUAGAAGAGUGGUUUCUCCAGUACGGGAGUCAAAACCGAAAAUCAAACAAGAGAAACUUAGCCCUACUAGGCCACAGAGAUCACGACGCUAUAGUUCUGGAUCAAACGGCAGCCCUCCAAGGCCAAGCCUACCGCCGCAGCGAAGAAGAACGAGCAGAUCGCCACCCAGGACGAAAGAUCGUUCGCCAGGUAGAAGGGCUUUGGGCAGGAGGGACAGAUCACCCAGAAACACAGGCAGGAGCCGAAGUCCUCCCCGUGGUGCUGAUGUGAAAAUAAAGCGGGAGCGAGAUGACCACCGCGGUGCCGAUGACCGGAGGAGGCGUGACCGCAACGACCAGCCGGAGCCCCCCGAUCCGCCAGUGCGACGCAGCAGGUGGGAGCAGGCCGACGGCCCCCGCGAAUCCGACCCACCCAGGGAGAGAGAACGGGGGGAGAGGAAGCGCGGGGGAGGCGGGGAGAGGCAUCGGGAGCGGGACUCAGAAACUUUCCAGGAGCAGCAGGCCCAGAGACAGCAACACGACGAUCGCCGGCGGGACAACCGGCGCCGGUUUGAGCAGAACGACAAUGAGGACCAGGCCUUCGGACGGAGGGUCCAGGAAGGGGGAGAGGGUGAAAAUAGCCCACCGGUUGACAAAGAGAAGCCCAACUUUGAAUUAUCUGGGGCGCUCACAGAAGAUACCAACACGUUCAGGGGGGAGGUGAUCAAGUACAACGAGCCCCCCGAGGCACGCAUCCCCAAACGUCGGUGGCGGCUGUACCCCUUCAAAAAUGACGAGCAGCUCCCAGUCAUGUACAUCCACAGGCAAAGCGCCUACCUGAUGGGACGGAUGAGAAAGAUUGCCGACAUCCCAAUCGACCACCCCUCCUGUUCCAAGCAGCACGCUGUGUUUCAGUACAGGUUGGUGGAGUUCACACGUUCGGAUGGCACCACCGGGCGGCGGGUGAAGCCUUACAUCAUCGAUCUGGGUUCAGGCAACGGCACCUACCUGAACAACCAGCGCAUCGAGGCACAGCGAUACUAUGAGCUCAAGGAAAAGGAUGUACUCAAGUUUGGCUUCAGCAGCCGAGAGUACGUCCUGCUACAUGAGUUUUCCGACACGGCCGAGGUGGAUGCCAGAGCAGAGGAAGAUGACGAGGGCCUGGAUGAAUGAGGACACCCACUGGUCCUUCUUUCACAUGCUUAAGAAGUAUGUCCUUUCGUCAUGUCUUCCUUCGAAGAAAUCGCAAUUUCAUUUAGUUGGAUAUGGUUUUGCGUAUUGGGAUGUCACUUAGUUAACCCGGUCUAAUAACUUAGUAAUGUGCUUUCCUCUAGGAUGCUUGAAUGGAAAGUGCAUUUUUAAAGUAUUCAAACGGGGCUGUGGACUGACUUAAGUGCAUUGUUGACCUAAGCCUACCACUUGUUGGCCAUCAUUAAAACGCCAAUGGGACAAUUAACAGAAUGGAUGGCCUGUUGGCUUAAACAGAUUUCAGGGUUUAAUAGAACAAAUCAAAGUGACAGGUGAUGUCUGUGCUCUCUCUUACAGUCAUACAAACUUGCUCUAACCUGCCGUAACCGGUCUCAAGACUCAAUUCUCAGGACAUUAAUUUGCUAUAAGAAACCCACUGUACUUUUGCUGUGAGUACAGCUGCACACAGCAGCCGUUUGGGAAUGGUCGCAUAGAACAUUGUCUCGAAAAACAAACCAUGUGCCAUUCCAAAAUGCCUACUCUGGCUUCUGAUACCACAGGGACCAAAAGUCUGGUGUCCUCAUCACAGCUUUUUCCCUCAGUGCAGUUAUAAUUACAGGAAGCGUGAGCUUGGUAUCUUCAGGCUAGACGUUGAUCGUACGUAUAGUAGUCCUCACAGUUUGCCCCCACCCCAAUAUCUGACAGUGCUUGUUUUGUUUCUACACAAGUGCUCAAUGCCAGAAAUGUUAGUUUACGAGAAAUUAUUUUAUUAUUAUACUGUAUUUUUGAAUUUGAACCUUUAAUACAAAAUGAGUAUGUGGCUAAAGACUAGCUCAUGUCCAGACCAUAACUGUAAAUACACUGGAUGUAUUGAAUGUGAGUGCUGGAUUCAUCAUGGUGUACCGUUUCUGUGUUUGAGAGUUGCGCAAAGCAAUGAGGAAUAAACAAAACAUGUAUUUGUA
Molecule: messenger RNA, 2300 nt
Organism: Esox lucius (northern pike)
Lineage: Eukaryota; Metazoa; Chordata; Actinopteri; Esociformes; Esocidae
Gene: snip1
Product: Smad nuclear interacting protein
Exons: 4
Coding region: 154-1323 (389 amino acids)
Biological process (GO): miRNA processing
Cellular component (GO): nucleus
Molecular function (GO): protein binding; mRNA binding
Source: RefSeq, a predicted model, not a curated record